AACUACAACCAUCCUGAAGUUCUGCGUCACACCUUUGAGACUCUAUCUAACCUUCACAAACUGCUUCCAAAUCAUCUGAUGGAGACAUUUCACACCUACAAGGGUGAAGAGGACAAAAAAAAUGUGCAAUUCUGAACUCUCUCUGGCUUAGAAAGGAUCUUAGCAAGACAUGAGUUUCCAAGAGAGGUUAAUCUGACCCCAAAACCAAGUAGUAUGCUCCUGGGGAAAAGAAAAGUCAUCAACAAUGCAAGUUAUGGGUGGAAGAAAUGCCACUUAUGGAAUAAAAACAUAAAAGAGCCUCCAAUGUCAACCAUAGUUGUCAGAUGGCUGGAAAAGAACAUGCAACCUGCUGAAGAUCUCCAGUGGGUAACCCAGAGGCUGUCAGUGUUUGGGCCAACUGAGUCACUCAGACUUUGCGGACGGCAGAGUGCUGUAGUGGUGUUCAAAGACACGACUUCAGCUUGCAAUGCUGAGAAUGCUUUUCAAAGCAGGGGCCCAGGCACAAUGUUUCAGUGUUCCUGGCAACAACGAUUCAUGCCGAAAGAUGUAAGACCCCUAUUAUCAAAAACCCAUGUAAAUUCUUAA
Manis pentadactyla (Chinese pangolin) is the source of this 585-nucleotide messenger RNA. Its product is annotated as testis expressed protein 56. The transcript is spliced from 3 exons. The annotation marks the transcript as partial. The record is from RefSeq and is a predicted model, not a curated record. NCBI's taxonomy places the organism in Eukaryota, Metazoa, Chordata, Mammalia, Pholidota, Manidae.